Molecule: messenger RNA, 1056 nt
Organism: Symbiodinium sp. CCMP2456
Lineage: Eukaryota; Dinophyceae; Suessiales; Symbiodiniaceae
Source: the annotation of a GenBank genome assembly
AUGUCUACUGCGCAGCCUUUGCUGCCGAAAACUAGCUUCUUCGAGUCCUUGGCACGGAAUCCGAAGGUCUCGCGCUUCAUUUCGACUGCUGCAGAAGCAAAGGACGACCCCAAGUUGCAAGAGACCCUGGAGAAGUUGAAGCCCUGGGUGUUGGGAGCUCUCGGAUUUGCUCGAGCAGUCGUGCAGGGCUACUUCAGCCUCUAUUCAUUUUUCUACGACAUUUUCGUGAAGCUUCCGGCAGACGAGCUGAAAGCUGUGAUUGGACUCGUCCUUUGCUUCUUUGGUGGAGUGUAUGUCACCCUCAUUGCUGCCGUGGAGGCUUUCCGAACAAUGGGUGGGCAAAGUUUGUACGAUGACCUGGCAUAUGUGAAGCUGGAACUGGACAAUGUCCUUGCCGCACAUGACAAAGACGAACAGCUGGAUGUGAACAAGGACGGGGUUCGUGACGUGGAGGCCAUGAGCAGUCAGGAACUGGUUGAGCACAAGUCCAAGCUGGUUCUGACGAGUAUCAAAGAUCCCAAGCGACUCCAAAGCGCUGUGGGUAAUUUGUGGUCUGCGUGGCUAGCAGUUGUCGCUACGUUGAGUUUGAAGUUUGCGCAGACCACGGCAUAUGCAUUGGCAAUUGCGGAGAUGUUGAAAUAUCCGGUAACGCGCUACACGGCACCCGUUUUGGCGUAUUCUUUGGGACCCGAUCUCGUGAAAUGGGUAGACGUCAUCAUUGACAGCGUGUUGAAGGCUAUUCUGAUCUUGAUCGUGUGGAUCUUCGCAAAGAUGAGGGCUGCCUUCUACUCCGGGCUUCGAGGGGGCCAGCUGUUCGGUGAGGCCGUGGUAAAGAUUUGCCAGAAGUGGGGAUGGACGGACUCCUUACCUUUUGUGAAGAAGCCCUUCAAUGCAGAAGAGUCCUACCUGGACGAAGCUAUCGGAUACCCACUGGCCAUGAUCGGCUUCUACUUUCAGUUAACGCACUUCUUUGCGCUGCUGCCCUUCCCUCUGGACUGGAUACUUUGGCCCCUGACUGCCUUGGAGAGCUUGCUGGAGCUUCAGAUCAGCUGGUGA